AUGUCACUCGCCUUGAGAGCAGCUGCUCCACUGCGCAGUUUGACACCUUGUCGAAGGCUUCACACAACGCACUCCCUCUUCAACAGCAGCAAAGCAAGCAGCGACCCAUUCUCCAUCCCGCCCGCACCGCCAACAGGACAAACCGUCGACCUUGCAUUCGAGCACCAUGCUCCUCCCCCUUCUUCCUCCUCCACCGCAAGCACAUCAUGCAAAUCCUUGGUAAUAGCACACGGUCUCUUUGGCUCGAAACAGAAUUGGCGCUCCCUCUCCCGCUCCCUCGCCUCCAAGCUUAAUCUCCCAGUCUACGCAGUCGACCUCCGUAAUCACGGCACGAGCCCGCAUAUAGACUCCGGUAUGAGCUACAAGGAUAUGGCUGCCGAUCUGCUGCGUUUCAUUCGAUCUCAGAACCUCUCAAAGGUGGCACUCGUCGGCCAUUCCAUGGGUGGGAAAGCUGUCAUGGCUACUGCUCUCGAUGAGUCGCUCAAGGAGGGGGAGCUGGAGAGCAUGGUCAGCGUGGAUAUGAGCCCUGCGAGGGGGGCACUGAGUGAGCAGUUUGAGAAGUACAUGGAGGCGAUGAUUGAUAUCAACAAGAAGGGCUGCAACGAUCGAAAGCACGCCGAUGAGAUGUUGAAAGAGACGGAGAGCGACCCCUCGAUCCGCUCCUUCCUCCUUACCAACCUGCAUCGCCCCUCCAACUCGCCCGACAAGCCAUGGUCUUUCCGAGUGCCGGUCGAAACGAUCAAGGAGCACCUGCCGCAGAUUGGCGACUUCCCUUACGAUGUCGACGGAGGAAGGAAGUGGGAGGGAAGGACCCUCUUUGUCAAGGGGUCAAAGAGCAAGUACCUCAAUCGUAAGAACAUACCCAUUGCCAACACCUACUUCCCAAACGCGCAACACGUCACUCUCGAUGCGGGGCAUUGGGUUCAAGCAGAGAGGCCGAGGGAAUUUACAGAUGUGCUGAUCAGAUUCUUGCAGGGAGAACAGGUGGGCGGGGGCGAGAUGGCAUCACUGUAA
This is a messenger RNA of Jaminaea rosea, 1014 nucleotides long. Its product is annotated as alpha/beta-hydrolase. The transcript has 3 exons. The record is from RefSeq and is a predicted model, not a curated record. NCBI's taxonomy places the organism in Eukaryota, Fungi, Basidiomycota, Exobasidiomycetes, Microstromatales. Bases 1 to 1014 code for a protein of 337 amino acids. Gene Ontology annotation, cellular component: mitochondrion.